AACCCUGAAAUUCACUGUUGUUGUCAAUAAGACCCAGAUACUUUCAAUUAUUUAAGAGACUGCACAGCAAAAAAAGUCUUAUUAUGGGUGACUAAUGUUAUGCUUUUUUUAUGCAGACUGUUUUCCCACAUUUUUUGUGGCGUGCAUUAACAGAUUUAGAAGCAAAACAUUGAGCAAAAGAAGAUGAGUCCAAGCUGAUUUUCAGCAGUGGUACUGCCAUAGAGGGAGUGGCUGUCAAGAGAUAAUGUUAAAAGACUGAGUAAAAAAGAUUUUAUUACCUUUAUUGGGGAAUGCAAAAGCCUUGAUGGACAAGUGAAGACAUUUUCUUUUGUUCUGUUGAUCCAUUUUAUAAUUCUGAAAAGGAAAAUUAGAAACUUAUUGAAUAGUGGAGUGGAAAAUAAAAUCAGGAGAAAGAAAGAGCCCCUUUACUGAGUGUUAAACAUUUUCAGGAGGUUUUCUUUUUUCAUGUGUGAACCUGAGGGGGAAAACAGGAUUUUUUUUUUUGCCUCACCACAACACCAGUCAACACCAGUCAUUACCAGUGGGCUCCAACAGGGGGCACAUACAACUGGAACAAGAACCCUGGCUUUAUCCUCUCAGUCAUUAUCCACAUGAUCUGAGGAAAGUUUGUGUCCUUUCCACUCAGUAGUGGAGGUACUCUUUGUGCUCCCUCAUGUCUUUGUCAGAUUGUCUUAUUGGGUGAUUAAUUUUGUGUAAUCUCCAGUGACUCCCUGUGGUAUGUUUCUGUUUCUGUUUUUUUGUUCUUGGCUAUAUGUUUCCAUGAUUACUGGUUUGAUCUUUCCUUUUAAAUUUGUACUUUCUACUCUUGGUUUGUACUUUUGUGGUAGUUUUGUUACUUUGUAUUUAGGCAUUUUUGCACCUUGCAACUUUUGGUUAUUUCUCAGCUUUAGUUGUUAAAGCUCACCUUUCAUUCCCUUAACUCUUAACUCUAAACUUGUUUUUCUGCAUUUGGGUCCUCGUCUUACUACCAUAUUGUAACAGUUUUGGUCAAUUUGACCCAUUAUUGCUUUUUGAAAUAUUAGUUCUUUUCAUCCCUGAAAUGUAUUGUUGAUGUGAAACACAAUCAGAAACUUUCAUUUAUGUAAAUGGUUGCACAGGACCAUGAUAAAAAGGUCUUAUUGGGUGAUUAAUUUUGCAUAUUGGGCUAAAACUUCUAUUCAGUGCUUUAUCAGGAUAUGAUGAAGAUAAAAUUUGCCCAAAAGACAGUCAGUCAACACUGAUUUUCAGUAGUGGCACUGCCAUAGAGGGAGUGGCCAUUUGGAGACAGGAAACUGGUUAGACUACUUUUGGCAGAGCAUAAAAGACAAAUGAAACUUCCUUGUUCUAGGUGUGACACGAGUCAAAAUGGGGCCUAUUUCACUUGUAUGCACUGUUUUUCUGGCAUAUUUGUUGCAAGGGUCCAGUGCUGUGACUCCUGUGUUUGUGCAGAAGGGAGACAAUUUGAUGCUGAAUCUCACAGAAGUUGAUGAUCUGGAGAACAGUGUUGUUUUUUGGAACUUCAAUAAUAAAAGUAUUAAUAAAGACUUAAUGUUAGUCAGAUGGCUUCCUGGUACUGAACCAGAAGUCUCUCCAAGUUACAGAGGAAGGAUUGAGUUUACUGUGAAAAAAUACUGGGUGAAACUGAAGAAUCUACAAGAGACAGACAGUGGAAUUUAUACUGGACGAGUGAUGGGGGUUGUUGAUGAACAAACAACUCAAUACAAAGUCACAGUUCAAGAUCCAGUGUCUCCAGUUAAGCUGACAGUGGACUCUGUGUCCAGCAGCUCAGACUGUAACCUCACUGUGACCUGCAGCACACAGGACUCUCACAUCAGCAGCACUUUUACAUGUGACGCCAAAACCUGCAGUCAGGAGGGAGGAGAGAGAUCAGGGGUCACGACCUCUGGUGCUUCUCUCAGAGUCUACCUGGUGAAUGACUCAAUCACCUGUAACCAUAGCAACCAGGUCAGCUGGACCAAAGAUGUGACAAAGAUUCAAGAUUUCUGCCCCCGACAUCAUGAUCCUAAACCUCACAGCGUUAUAACAGCUUUGAUCACCCUUUUGUUCCUCAUCAUAAUUGCAGCAGCAGGUUUUUUUUGUUAUGUUCUACGGAGAAGAAAACAAAAAACAGUGAGCAUCGACAAUACAGUGUAUGCAGUUCCUGAGGUGGAAGCUGCAGCCCAACCUCUGGAUCCAACAAGUAAUUCUCCUUCUUCACCAUCCACCAUCUACAGCUAUGUGGAGCCUCACACUGGACCUAUGAGACCCACUGAGGAUAAAACCAAGACUCUGCCAGAGAGCCUGUAUGCUUCUGUAGAAAAGCCUUCCAGGUCCUGAAAUGAUUCCUGUGGAGUUGUACUCCACAUGCUGAUCUCCACCCUCACACCGUGUGUCACCGUGUGUUACUGAGAGUUAAAAUCGCACCUUAUGUAACCUGCUCUGCUCGGGAAAGACUUUUCUCAUGCGCAAACAUUCCUCUGUAAAUAGCUUUAAACUAUGAAGAAAUGCAUUUUUCUGCAUGUACAUGUGUGCUGUGUGUAGAUAUGUAAACAUAUGUAUAUACUAUAUACACUGUAUAGUCAUAAGUCGCCUUUCUUUGCUGGGGUGGGGGGUGACUGUUUUUUUUUUUUUUCCUGUUUGAUUUGAAUUUCUUGAUUUUACAUCUUCUUUGCUAUGAAUUGCAGACUUGGUAGAAGCUGAGUUGCAGACAUCUAUGAAGAUGGUACAAAAAAAUGUAAAGUAUCAAAAAAUGUGGAAUCAUUUGAGGGAAUCCGGACAAAAACGUUUCAUUUAAAUGAAUGACGGACCAUCUUUGAACACUGUAUACAAUUGUAGCUCUCGUCACCCAGUGGUCCAGGAUUAUGUGUCAUUAUUCGUACAUAUGUGGCAUCAUAGAGUGGUGCAGUCUGAACCUAGAAAUCAGUUAGCAUUUUUAUAUUUCCUUAACAAUUAAUUGAUUAUCAAGUCAUUUCUGGUCUUCACAUUUUUGUUCACCAUUUUAUUGUGUCAUUAUUGUUUCUGCUGAAUGAGUUGAAUUUGUUCUUUUGAAAAUCCACUUUUGUUAUGAUCCCAGUUUUUAUGUUCUCUUGUUUCCUGUUUUAUUUUGGAAUUGUGCCCUCAUGUGUCGCGUCUUGCUUUUCUGUUCCUCUUUCCAAUGUUUAUCCGUCUCUUUCCCUCUCCUGUCUUUCUCCAGCCUCACUCCAUCUGUACCUGAUCCCCUCGUUAGUUAGAGUCUAUAUAGUCUUUGUUCUUCCCCUGUGAUGCCACUCUGUGUCUCCUCCAAUGUCUCCCCAAAUGUCCCCCAGUUGGUGUCUUUCUGAUUUUUGUUCCAUGAGUUUUCAUUGAUUUAUACUUUGCUUUUGUUGCUACUUUGUCUUUUGUCGUUGUGAUUCAUUUUUGUUUUUUCUAGAACUCUUGCUUAUUGUAUCUUUCAAGUUUGUUUAAAGAAAGCUCGCCUUUUGUUCCCCUAUCCUCCCUCCCAUCUGCUGUCGGCAUUUGGGCCCUCACCUUGUUUGCCAAUUUAUAACAACUUUAGAAUCAAAUACUUCUGCAUUGUAGACUUGAAGAGGUGAAGUAUUCCAACAUGAAUGAAACUUGAAUUUUUUUUCUUUUUUUUUUUUUUUUUUAGCAAAGUGUCAUUAAGUUUUACUAUGUCCUACAACAGAGGCUCUGAUUGAUUUCUUGCAGAAAAAAAUCACAAUAUUAAACAAGAUUAUUUAGAUUAGAUUCAUUAGAUUUAUUGUCAUUGCACUGAAUACAAGUAUAGUUAGCAUAAUACAAGAGGGGGAGCAAAUGUGUCUGACACAAAAUAUUUCAUCUUCUACUUAUCCACAAAGAAAAACAGCUCUAGAGUCCUACAAAUGGUC
This is a messenger RNA of Acanthopagrus latus (yellowfin seabream), 3866 nucleotides long. Its product is annotated as SLAM family member 9-like. The coding region runs from base 1366 to 2337 and encodes 323 amino acids. The record is from RefSeq and is a predicted model, not a curated record. Lineage: Eukaryota; Metazoa; Chordata; Actinopteri; Spariformes; Sparidae. The transcript has 6 exons.